This is a messenger RNA of Diospyros lotus (date-plum), 1863 nucleotides long. Its product is annotated as stress-response A/B barrel domain-containing protein At5g22580-like. Lineage: Eukaryota; Viridiplantae; Streptophyta; Magnoliopsida; Ericales; Ebenaceae. The record is from RefSeq and is a predicted model, not a curated record.
AAGACUUUCAGGUACAACCUUCUGUGUCUUCUUCGCAUGAGAGAGAGAAGAGGAGCAGGGCCGGCUCAAGGGUUGGUGGGGCCCUAAGCAGUCCGGCGGUUGGCGUUGGCAGCUGGCAGCGGCCCUCUCUCUCUCUCUCCGGCCGCAGUUCUGGGUCUGUGUGAACCCUGACUGGCGACUGUGCGGCCGCCACCGUCUCCUUCCCCCUGCCAGUGACCGCGUCCCGUCGGCAUUCAGCCUUCACUUAGGCUAACUGUAGACAGCACUUUUUCCGGCCAAUAUUAUGUAUAUAUUUGUGCCUCUGGCCGCCCAUCUGGUAGAUUGGUUCAGAGGCGGCCAUGGCGGCAGAGAUCAAGCACCUGGCGGUGGCCAAGUUCAAGGACGGCGUGGCAGUGGAAGAGCUCUUGAAGGAGAUGGAGAAGAUUGCCAUUUCAUUGGGUUUAUACCUCCAGUACGUGUAACACUCAAAGUCCUUUAAUGUGGGCAUUGAAAGCCUGGAGAUGCUGAGACAAGGCUUCACCCAUGCUUUCUUGAUUAUAUUCAAGAGCAAGGGGGAUUUCGCUGCCUUUGCCGGGCACCCAAAACGUGUGGAGUUCUCAGCUACAUUUUCAACAGCUAUUGACAAGGUUGUGGUGCUUGAUUUCCCAGCCAUUGACAAGAUUGUGGUGCUUGGCUGUUCUUGCCAAGCCUCCCACCUGUUCUGGCCAGAAGCUUCUGCAAUUUUUUUGGGGCCCUAGGCAUCGGCGGCCUAUGCCUUAAGCCAGCCCUGAAGAGGAGUUCCUAUUCUCCAGCCUUAUUAAAGGCGCAAGGCGCACUAAGGCGCACAAAGGUCUUAGAGGCUGAGGCACAAGGCGAGGCGCGAGCCUAGUGGAACUAGGUGCAAGUUAAUAAAAAAUAAAAUAAAAUAAAAUAUAGUUGAAGAAAAAGGUGUAAAAUAGGUUCUAACUUCUAAUAAUAUUUAACAAGCAUGUUAUAAAUAAACCCACUCUAAAGAUUAAACAUUUCUAUAUUUUCAUCAUUAGAAGCAUCAUCUCUAACAUCUUUCUCCACAUCAUCUACUCUUGUUGGAUGAUUUCUAUGGUUUAGAAGUGUGAUGAUAGUUUCAUACAUUUUUUUGGUAGGUAAUAUACUAGACUUGAAUUUGCAUCUUUCUUUGUUUUGGUGACAUAAUGUUGCAUUUUGUUAUUGCAUGCCUUGAAUUUGUUCAAUUCUCCCUAUCCAUCCUCAUCUAGUUCAAAUUCAAUUGGAGCAUUUGAAGUAUUAGCAUUUUUACUUAUUGUCAAAUUUGUAGUUGAAGUAAUAAAUUUAAACCCUAAACAGUAAAAAAUUAAAUAAAGUAAGAAACAGUGAAAUAAAAAGCUUGAAAAACAGUUAAAAAGCCCAAGGCACGCGCCUUUUCCUAAGGUGCCUUGGGCUGAGGCGCGCCUUUUGGUCUGUGCCCGCCUGGAAGGCUUUCAGAUGCCCAGGGUGCGCCUAGGCAUGCCUUUAAUAACACUGCUAUUCUCUACUGCGUUGCCGAACAACUUCCAUGGAGGAAGAAGUCUUUGCCGCAAUCAAAGCUUGCUGGCAUGGCUCGAUGCUUGCAAAGAAGAAAAGGCCACCCUGGUGUUUGUUCUUAAUCUCCAGAAAGGAUUUUAAGAGAGAGGACAUAAGUGCAUAACAUAUUUGGUUUUUGAGAGAGAGUAUGUGGCAUGGGAAGGAAAACUGAGAAUUGUUGCAUGCCGAUUGAUGAAAAAGUUUGUGCAGACAACUUUGACAUUAGAUAUUUCUUUGUUAUUUUUUUCAAUUUAUAUGAUUAUUUAUUUAAUAUAGAUUUACUUUAUUUUUGAGAGCAAAAUUUACUUGUAUUUUAUUUUUGAGAUU